CGGGCCUACAAGAUGUCAGCCUCCAAGAAGCUUGAAGUGUACCCUGAUAUCGAUGUUUACUUAUUCGCAAGUUAUUAGAUCUCGACACGUGCCAGGUCUUCCACAUUUUUGUGAUAUGAUCGCAAGAGCUGAUACCAUGUGAUGCGAAAAUCAACAUUUAUCAAAUCUCUGCUGUUGCUUUCCCUUGUUUUCAUCUUCCUGCAAUAUUUCAGCUUUAAAAGCAUCUACAGCGUGGGAUCAACAGGGAAGAAUGGAAGGUACUCUGGCAUACAGUCUGCAGCAAUACUGGACCUGGUCAACACAUUCACCAGCAGGUGCCACCACAGAGAUGUUCCAAUAUUCGUCAUCGAGCCGGAGGUGCUCAGAUCCCUGUUGACUGUCAGUGAGUCGGAGUCUCAGCUUCUCUGCGUCCAUCUUUGCUCAGCCGGAGAUGGUUCCCUUUUGCGAGAACUCCGUGACCAUGACCUUGACCUAAUUGAGGUGACCUCUCCUGACCCCCGUCUACUGUCCUUGGAGAGAUUAACGGUACCCAGCAUUCCAACACAUUACCUCAUCCACCCGUCAGGUAGAAUUCGACCGCUGAUUCACCUGGUGGUGUUCUACAAAAGGGCAGACAACUUCUUAUGGCAUAGCCACCUGAAUCUCUCAAAUAAGACCAAUGCUCUCCUUCUUGACAGCCAAAGAUUAACAUUUGGAAAGAGUGCUGGAGGAUAUGACAGAUUCCCUGUUCAUGGCAACAGGGUUGAUGGUAUAUGGCUCCACUUCCCACACACAAUCAAAGAGUUCCUGGCACAGAUUCCACACGCCAAGUUUAUUGAGUGUGACUAUUACAGAGCUCACACAUUCCUCAGUAAAUAUCCCCAGGACAGUAGUGAAGAUGCCAAACAGUUCCUGCGAAAAGGGAGACAACUCUUGUCCCGAGGAAAAGAAAUUCUUGAUGACCUUGGUGUAGAGUUCUGGCUCAGCAGUGGCACAUGUCUUGGCUGGUACCGACAGUGUGGAAUAAUCACCUAUAGUAAGGACAUAGACUUUGGAGUGUGGAUCAAGAACUACCAAGAGGAUAUUGUGACGGCUUUUGAAGGAAGAGGGUUUUCUCUGAAACAUGUCUUUGGAAAGGAAUCUGACAGCUAUGAGCUGUCUUUCAAAGCUGGAGACAUCAAGAUCGAUCUGUUCUUCUUCUAUGAGGAAGCUAAGUACAUGUGGAAUGGUGGGACAGAUGUCUUGACUGGCCAGAAAUAUAAGUAUUUUUUCCCCAAGUUUGAUGUGUGCUGGACAGAGUUUCUCGGUCUGCGUGUUCGCGUCCCCUGCCCCACUUUGCCCUACGUGACGGCCAACUACGGCCAGAACUGGAACUCCCCCGUGAAGCAGUGGGACUGGAUGAAGAGCCCUGCCAAUGUGAAGGACAACGGGGUGUGGCCCAAGGGAGAGUGGGACAAAGUGAUGCAAGUGUAUGAAUGAAUGUCUGAGACUGUGAUACUGUUAGACCCUAAUACUGAAGUUGAGUUUUAAUUCAAUUUCAUACCCUGUCGAUGAGGUCAGGCAAGGUUAUAUUGUUAUGCCAGCCAGAACCUAAUAUUUUCAGCCUGAACUUGUAAUUUUAAUAUUGUUGAUUUACAAUGAAUAGCUCAAUACAAAGGGUCUUUCGAAAACAUGAUGCCUUUUAAAAAGUGUCACAUGUAACAAAUGUAAUAUCUGGGAUUACACUUUCUCAAUAAAGUAUAUAUUCCAGUCCUUUUGGCGAUGGAGUCGUAUCCAGGAUUCCAUCCCACAUACUCAGAGUAAGGGACCAACUUGCCAGCACACAAAGUCAGCGAUCUAACCCACUCUGUCACCGAUACUUCCACAAAUGGAAGUCUCACAACUGGUAGUCUAGUUCACAUACUUUGUGUAUCCCAGUGUUCGCGUUAACGCAAAAACCUGCGUAUUUCACGCAAAUACAUCUACAUUUCACACAAUAUAUUUUCUACCUGUGUUCUGCAUGCUAAGCAUUUUGUCAGUCUAAGUAAUACAAACCAAUAAUAACGAUUUGAAACGAUGAUCGUUUGUUAAACAACUUUUAUCCUAAGUUUAAUAAAAUUCUGAGAUUUGAAUGUUCAAUUGGCAAGGUAACGUU
Molecule: messenger RNA, 2113 nt
Organism: Haliotis rubra (blacklip abalone)
Lineage: Eukaryota; Metazoa; Mollusca; Gastropoda; Lepetellida; Haliotidae
Product: fukutin-like
Source: RefSeq, a predicted model, not a curated record